UUCAGGAUGAAUUCUGCUUAUGAAGUGAUGAAGGGAAGGCCAUGGAAAGCUGUCAACUUUGAUUGGGAUUUUUCAGUCAGUGAUAAAGGACUCAAGAGAGGAAUAGCAAUUAUACCAGAGAGGAACAGUUUUAUUAGAAUGUUGGAAGAUUUAAAGUUUCAAAUUUAUCCAUUUGACCAUGAAGAUGUAAAGUUGACAAGAAAUUUAUCCAAGUCUAAAUUUUUGGAUGAACUGAGGGAAUUUAAGAGACUUUGCUGUGAUGGCUCGUGUGGAUGCCUUUUGGUGACAGUGUCCUCCCAUGGAGUGAUUCUACCACAAAAUGAACAAAAAGGCAGCCAGACAGACAAUGUGGAAACACAAGACGGACAGACAGACAAGGUUAAAACAUACGAGGAUUACGUUUUGACACAUCCAGAACCAGGCAAAAAUGGAUUCUCAACAAACUUUAAAGAUGAACGUGUCUCAGUGCGGGAAAUAGUUGAAAUAUUCAGAGAUCCAGAUUUAAAAGGAAUACCAAAAAUAUUCUUUAUUCAGGCAUGUAGAGAUGACUCAAAACAAAUUACGGGAAAUUCAGGGGUAGAUGAAGGUGUGCAACUUUUUGUUGGAGAUGAAAACAGUGUGUCGGGCAAGUUUUAAUAUCAUUACAUCAUGUUUUUCUGUAGUUUUAAAUUCAUUGAUCAACUGGUCAAAG
This is a messenger RNA of Saccostrea cuccullata (small rock oyster), 691 nucleotides long. RefSeq lists its product as uncharacterized. NCBI's taxonomy places the organism in Eukaryota, Metazoa, Mollusca, Bivalvia, Ostreida, Ostreidae. Gene Ontology annotation, molecular function: cysteine-type endopeptidase activity. The transcript is spliced from 3 exons. Gene Ontology annotation, biological process: proteolysis. The coding region runs from base 7 to 636 and encodes 209 amino acids. The record is from RefSeq and is a predicted model, not a curated record.